AUGGUUAGUGAGAGUGGCACUAAACUUGUUAGUGAGAGUGGUACUGGACUUGUUAGUGAGAGUGGCACUAAACUUGUUAGUGAGAGUGGUACUGAACUAGUAAUUGAGAGUGGUACUGAACUAGUAAUUGAGAGUGGUACUGGACUGGUUAGUGAGAGUGGUACUAGACCUGUUAGUGAGGGUGGUACUGAUCUUGUUAGUGAGAGUGGUACUGGAUUUGUUAGUGAGAGGGGCACUAAACUUGUUAGUGAGAGUGGUACUGAACUAGUAAUUGAGAGUGGUACUGGACUUGUUAGUGACAGUGGCACUGGACUGGUUAGUAAGGGUGGUACUGGACUUGUUUGUGAGAGUGGUACUGAACUUGUUAGUGACACUGGUACUGGACUUGUUAGUGAGAGUGACACUGAACUUGUAAGUGAGAGUGGUACUGAACUUGUUAGUGAGAGUGGCACUGAACUUAGUGGUACAGAACUUGUUAGUGACAGUGGCACUGGACUUGUUAGUGAGAGUGGUACUGGACUUGUUAGUGAGAGUGGAACUGGACUUGUACGUGAGAGUGGCACUGAAAUUGUUAGUGAAGGUGGCACUGGACUUGUUUGUGUGAGUGGUACUGGACUUGUUAGUGAGAGUGGUACUGUACUUGUUAGUGAGAGUGGUCUGAACUAUGGGAGUGGUACUGAACUUGUUAGUGAGAGUGGUACUGGACUUGUUAGUGAGAGUGUCACUGGACGUGCUAGUGACAGUGGUACUGGACUUGUAAGUGAGAGUGGUACUGGACUUGUUAGUGGGAGUUGUACUGAACUUGUUAUUGGGAGUGGUACUGAACUUGUUAGUGAGAGUGGUACUGGACUUUUUAGUGAGAGUGGCACUGUACUUGUUAGUGAGAGUGGUACAGAACUUGUUAUGAGAGUGGCAAAUGGACUUGUUAUUGAGAGUGGCACUGUACUUGUUAGUGAGAGUGGUACUGGACUUGUUAGUGAGAGUGGCGUUGUACUUGUUAGUGAGAGUUACACUGGACUUGUUAGUGAGAGUGGUACAGAACUUGUUAGUGAGAAUGGUACUGAAUUUGUUAGUGAGAGUGGAACUGGACUCGUAAGUGACAGUGUGAUUUGCAGAGGAGGUUGUAGUGAGAUUUGA
Molecule: messenger RNA, 1137 nt
Organism: Ruditapes philippinarum (Manila clam)
Lineage: Eukaryota; Metazoa; Mollusca; Bivalvia; Venerida; Veneridae
Product: putative per-hexamer repeat protein 5
Exons: 4
Coding region: 1-1137 (378 amino acids)
Source: RefSeq, a predicted model, not a curated record